This is a messenger RNA of Acipenser ruthenus (sterlet), 4345 nucleotides long. RefSeq names its product nocturnin-like. Gene Ontology annotation, biological process: circadian rhythm. The transcript is spliced from 3 exons. The record is from RefSeq and is a predicted model, not a curated record. NCBI's taxonomy places the organism in Eukaryota, Metazoa, Chordata, Actinopteri, Acipenseriformes, Acipenseridae. Gene Ontology annotation, molecular function: poly(A)-specific ribonuclease activity. The coding region runs from base 475 to 1803 and encodes 442 amino acids.
GGCUUGUUUUUUUUUGAUAGUCGCUUUAAUUUUUUGAGAGUCGAUGAUUUUUUUGUAAUAGGUGACGUGACUUCAACAGUUAAAAUGGUUGUAGGAGUGGUUUUGGUGAUUGACUGGUGUCAAUGUAUAUGUACGUCAUUAGAAAAAGAAAAAUGGAAUUGGUAAACACCCCCACUCCCCCAUCCCUCUGAAAUGGGUUGGGCUUUUCUCAUGAGACUUGGCAACACAUCCUAUUGAAAGAGUAUACUGAAUAAUUGAGCGGAAGAGAACAAGGAGCAGUGUUUUAAUAUGGUUGUAAACUUAUUGUCCUUUUAAGUUUAGUGCAAUACUAGUAUGAUGUUAUAUUAUAUAUACGUGGAUGUAUUUACUAGUAUAUACAGUAUUAGUAGUAUUUAAAUAAAUAUCCGCCUAAUAUACACAGUGUAACAGUAUAUACUACGGGAUACAGUUUUCCCAGUUCAACCAGAGCGCGUUAUGUAUCAAAGUCCAGUCCGGCUGUGCUCGACCCUGCUACAGAGAGACAUCCCGGUACUUUGUUCCUCUUCGUUGGGAUCACCUGUCAGAAGAGCGGCCGAGUUCAAAAAGCUUUCUACCCCAGCACCUUUGUUUGGCCAUACCGUUUGUACGGACAAUCUAACCACCGGCAAAACAGUGACUGCUGCCACGGCCAUAGGACCACCUUUGCCUGUGUCGGUGUGCUCAAGAACAGUGUGUUCCAUGGGCAACAGCACCAGCAGGCUGUACAGCGCCCUGGCCCAGACGUUAAGCAGCAGUCCCGCUCCCCAGCAGGAGGAGUACGGCGAGCAUGUGGUGCCCAUCAACCCAGAUGACCUCCUCAAGGAGUGCAAGAAGGCCCUGCUCAACCGGCCAGCCAGAGUGCAGCGAGCCUUUGCUUUCCCUAGAAACAACAGGCCCAGCACCCCCCACCGGCCAAUCCGAGUCAUGCAGUGGAACAUCCUCGCACAAGCUCUUGGGGAAGGAACAGACAAUUUUGUUCAUUGUCCUCUGGAUGCUUUGAACUGGGCAGAGCGCAAGUACCUCAUCCUUGAGGAGAUUCUCUUGCACAGACCAGAUAUAUUGUGCCUGCAGGAGGUAGAUCACUACUUUGACACCUUCCAGCCUAUCCUGAACAGCAUGGGCUACCACUCCAGCUUCUUACCCAAGCCCUGGUCGCCCUGCCUGGACGUGGAGCACAAUAACGGACCAGACGGCUGCGCUUUGUUCUUUAAUCGAGACAGGUUUGAACUGGUGGACAGCACUAACAUACGUCUGGUAGCCAUGAUGCUGAAGACCAACCAGGUGGCUAUAGCUCAGACCCUGAGGUGCAAGGAGACAGGGAGGCUGUUUUGUGUUGCCGUCACGCACCUCAAAGCUCGCAGUGGCUGGGAGAGGUUCCGUUCUUCCCAGGGCUCCGAUCUCCUUCAGAAUCUGCAGUCCAUCACAGAGGGGACUGGCAUCCCCUUGCUGAUUUGUGGGGACUUCAAUGCAGAGCCCACCGAGGAUGUCUAUAGAGACUUUGCGACCUCCAGCCUCAACCUGAACAGUGCCUAUAAGCUGCUCAGCGAGGACGGCCAAUCCGAGCCCCCGUACACCACAUGGAAGAUCCGCCCGUCUGGGGAAAGCUGCCACACGCUGGAUUACAUUUGGUACUCCCAGCAUGCCUUCAGCGUGGACUCGGUUCUGGACUUCCCUACAGAGGAGCAGAUCGGACCCAAUAGGCUGCCGUCUUACAACUAUCCUUCAGACCACCUGUCAUUAGUCUGUGACUUUAGUUUUAACGAUGAGCCAGACAGACUUUUAUAGGCUUAAGACUUCACAGCACUGUGUGUGCACAUUUAUUUAUUUUUAAUUCCUAUUUUAUGUUUUGUUUUAUUUAUUUUUUUUAAUAUAGUGCUGCUAAUCUCAAAGGGUCUAUGGUAGCAUCUAUUCUGUUUUAAAUAAUAUCACUAAUUUCUUUAUUACUGGUGAAGACCAUGAAAAUAUAUUGUGUGCAGAAAUAUUUUAUAUAUAUAUAUAUAUAUAUUAAAGCCACUGUCCCUAUUGUUUAAUACAUGGCUUGUGUAAAACAUGAUUUAAUUAACUUUUUAUUUUACUUUAAAAACAAAUGCACAGAAACAUUUCAAUGCCUCUACAUUUACUUUCACUUCAUUAUAAAACGCAUUUGCACAUUAUUAAAGCUGAUAUGCACUUGUUUUGUACACACGGCUAUUUUUCAUGUAAAGCAUCCUGGAAUAAGCGUUGGAUGCCCCUGCAAGUUUGUGGAGCUUGGUAGUAGGAAAGUUGUUGCUCAUUUCACCUCACCGAGACAUAAUCCUUACUUAUUUUCUAAGGAUCGCUGAAUAGACAACUGUCUGCUCAUUGAAUACAUUAUAUAUGCAAAUAAUUUUAAUGAGUAAGCCUUCUAUCCAGGGACACCAUGAUGAAGUAUGCUGUAAGUAAACUGAGUUGGUUGAAAUGAGCAACAAAUCUCCCACAGGUCCAAAACUCUUUCCUCCUGAAAACACUGUAGCCUUGCAAUAGUAAAAUAUGAUAAAGAAAUGUAUUCAAUUAAUUUUCCCAAUAAGUUUUACAUAUGUAGGUUAUUAAAUGUACAGUAAUUGCAGUAAAUAAUGUAUGUUUUUUUUUACUAUUUACAGACUCGGCCCAAGUACAGAACCUUAAUUUAAAUACCGUGGCACCCCUUGUAGAAAAUAUGUACGUCUGUAAGGCCAUACAUAAUACACUUUUCAUUUGGUUAUGAUGACACUUUGAGUUGGUAUUUUUUUUUUUUUUGUAAGAUGUCAAUCUAAUCAACACAUUUUGGAUGUCAAAUUCCUUGAUUUGCAUCAGUUUCAAAUAAUUGAAAAAAAGAAAAACCUGUUUGAUUCUUUUAAUUGGAUGGAUACUGUAUGUGGUGUGCCUGGGCAGUUAAAGUUUCAGGGUUUUGUGAAAUCAUAGAGGCAGCUUUAUUCCUGUUUUAUGAUUGCAGUGUUUUAUAUGCAAUUUCUCUUUAAACAAUAACUGUGCAAAUGUCACAAGCUGUACUUUUCAUCAAUUUUUUUAAUACUGUAUACUGGUCCCAUUUAAAACCACUGUAAUACAUUGUCAAUAUUCCGUACCCAACUUUGUGUAGCAGAAAGUGGUGCAAGUCCUGUGUUAGUUACUCUCUUCUUUUAGCAGAGCUUGUGUUUUCCAGAUGGAUAUUGUCCAGUCAUUGUUACUAACGAGAACAGACACUUCCUGAUGCAAGAGACCCAGACCCAGCAGGUUGUGCUGUAUUAAAAAGCCUUAUCUGAAAUAAGCUACCACUAAUGUUCUGCCACAUAUAUUAUGUUCAGAAUGAUUAUUUGAAUAAAAGAAAAAGAACACUUAAGAUCAAAGAACAAAAUUCUGUUUAUAAAGCUGUUUUUUUCAUCUAUUAAUCAGAGCAGAAGUUAUACUGUAGUAACUAGUGGUGCAAUCGGCACCCUAAUUUCGUAUUCGGUUAUAGUAUAGACAUUUAUCAACGAUAAUCGAUGCAUUGACAUUUUAUUUUUCAAAAUAAAGAACAACUAAAAACACCAUUGUCCAUAAUAGUUAAACAAAGGCACAACUUCUAUUUAAAUUAGAACACUUCCGAUUUAUUAAAAAAAAAAAUAAUAAUACAUUGCGUAGAGUGCAGGAUGUGCCCUAUAGUCUGGACAUUGCCGGUUUGAGUCCAGGCUAUUCCUUUGCCGACCGUGGACGGGAGCUCCCAGGGGGCGGCGCACAAUUGGCUGAGCGCCGCACGGGGGGAGGGAGGGUUAGGUUUGCCAGGAUGUCCUCGCCUCACCGCGCACCAGCGACCCCUGUGGUCUGGCCGGGUGCCUGCGGGCUUGCCUGUAAGCUGCCCAGGGCUGCGUUGUCCUCCGACGCUGUAGCUCUGGGUGGCUGCAUGGUGAGUCUGCAGUGUGAAAAAAAGGGGGCGGCUAACGGCACACACUUCGGAGGACUGCACUCUCACACACUCAAGGUUUAAAUGCUAACCGGCAACAGGAGACAUCAAACUGGGUUCUAAUUUGAUGCAUCGAUUCACGAAUAUGUAAUCGAAGCUCGGGAAAUUUAAGGACAGAUGAUCAAUAAAUCGAUGCAUCGAUUAAUUGUUGCACCUCUAGUUGUAACCAGAUGCCUUACGCUGGAAAUAUUGUUGUAGGUUUUCAUAAUGGAAGAGAUGUUACAAUAUUUGCUACAGAUAAGGGGACCUUGAUGUAUGUGUGUGUGUUUACAUUCAGGUGUAUUUUAUUUGAAUUAUAUUUAUGCCUUCACUAAAAACAUGUAUGUAUUAGAAUUGCCCUUAUGUCUGAAUAAUUUACUAAAGUUUAUUAAAUUAAUUGAACUACAAUAUUGA